Molecule: messenger RNA, 2378 nt
Organism: Salvia miltiorrhiza (redroot sage)
Lineage: Eukaryota; Viridiplantae; Streptophyta; Magnoliopsida; Lamiales; Lamiaceae
Product: tRNA (guanine(37)-N1)-methyltransferase 2
Exons: 10
Coding region: 450-2051 (533 amino acids)
Biological process (GO): tRNA N1-guanine methylation
Cellular component (GO): cytoplasm
Source: RefSeq, a predicted model, not a curated record
GAACUAACUAAAUUCUCAACACACCAAAAGUCCAAAUGGAUCAAACCCUCACUAAACUCUCGUCCGAUUCCUCCACCCCAGUCUGCCGCGCCGCCUCCCUCCAGUCCGACGCGCCUCCCGCUGCUUCCCCCUGUUCUGCCUUCGACCGCCUCGCCCCGCCCCUGAAUCCGCGUCUGCGUCCAGCCUCCCGUCUAAUCUCGUUCGCCCCGCCCCACUAAUAAAUCAUCUUUGAUACACGGCUUCCUCUGGGGAAACUCAAAGCAAAAAGGGGGGAAAGAAGAACCCUAAUCAGAAGCAGUUGGGAAAAGAAGUUAGAAAGAAACCCGAAAUUCUCUCCGGAGAUACCACCACUAUUCUCCGUCAACUGACUGUAAGUUGCCACAUUACUGCAAACAUUUUUCUACUGAUUUUUGUAUUUUGAUACCUCAAAAGAUAAUCUUUUUAGUGAAAUGUUGGACGAGAAAACAUUUGACGUGGAGUUGAAUUUGCUGGCGCUUCGAGUUCCGCGGGAGCAUUGCAAGCUUGCAACGCGGAUUCUAAACGGUCAUUUACUUGACAGACCACGUAUCAAACCUGUAACUGAGGAUCCGACUUCUGAUAAGAAUCGCUACGUGUUAUUAUCCGAGAAGAUUAAAAGUUCUGAAUUAUCUGAAAUUCCUGCUGGCAAAGUUGAUGAACUGAAAGAGCACUUUGAGAUCCAAGUAGUUCCGUAUUCAAUGACGCUUGGAUAUUCAUAUUGGAGUGCAGAUUAUAUUCUAAGGCAGAUUCUGCCACCUGGGCUUGAAGUACCUUCAUCAUUUGAGACCAUAGGUCAUGUUGCCCACCUCAACAUAGCAGAUGAGUUACUCCCAUACAAGGAUGUUAUAGCAAAAGUUAUCUAUGAUAAAAAUUAUCCACGAAUCAAAACCAUUGUCAAUAAAGUUGGAUCUAUAACUAAUGAGUUUCGUGUGCCGAAAUUUGAAGUACUGGCGGGAGAUUCAGAUAUGGUUACAGAGGUGAAGCAGUAUAAAGCAACCUUCAAGCUUGAUUACAGUUUGGUCUAUUGGAAUUCUAGAUUGGAACAUGAGCAUUUAAGGCUAAUUUCGAAGUUCCAGGCCGGAGAUGUUGUCUGUGAUAUGUUUGCCGGUAUUGGCCCAUUUGCUAUUCCAGCAGCACAAAAAGGAUGCAGAGUGUAUGCAAAUGAUUUAAAUCCUGAUAGUGCUCGCUUUCUAAAGAUUAAUGCAGAAACCAACAAGGUUUCUGAUCUUGUCCGUACCUACAAUUUGGAUGGGCGGAAAUUUAUUUCUUCACUUAUGGAAGUACCUCUAAGUGAAGGUUGUCUAGUCUCUGAUAAAGAAAACUUGAAGACUUCUGAGGAAGAGGACAAGCCUCAUAACACACAGACAAACUUCAAAGACAGCUGUUUAACUGGUAACAUGUCUUAUGUGGAUUCUUUUUCCAUAUAUGAAAUAUUAUUAUUUUGUAUUAUUUUGAGCGUCAAGUUAGACCUUAGAUCUCAUGAAGGUUUUGUGCAAGAAACUCCAGGUGAGACUGGUGUUGAAUUUGAAAAAAGUGAACUGUCGAGAGCAAAGGUAGAAGGAAAUAUAACCUCAGUAAAAAGACGCUCUGAAAGUUUGCAUGAAGAAAAUGGAAAUGGUAGCAGUGCUGGCAACUGUGUUCCUGAAAGGAAGAAACGAGGCUUGAAUAAGCGCGUUAUAGGAUCUCAGCCUUUUAAUGCGAAGCCCUGGGAGCACAUUGAUCAUGUCAUUAUGAACCUACCUGCUUCUGCUAUACAAUUUCUUGAUGCCUUCAGAGGUGUUAUCAACAGAAAAUACUGGAAAGGGUCUCUCCCAUGGAUCCACUGUUAUUGCUUCAUACGAUCAAAUGAGACGGAGGAGUCAAUAAAAUUAGUAGCAGAGGCUGCAGUUGGUGCUAGUAUACGAGAUCCGAUAUUUCACAGGGUUAGAGACGUGGCGCCAAAUAAGGCAAUGUUCUGUUUAAGCUUCAGGUUGCCGGAGGAAACAUGCACUGGUGGCGCGGAGACUCCCAACGACAUCGUUCCUUCUUCGUGAUUGACUUCACAACGAUGAUCAAACUACUUCAUGAGCGGCAGCUUUCCAUGGGAAAUCAUUUGUGGGUUCAAAAAUAAUUUGAGGCCAAACUUUGGGUUGUCGCAGCUGGCUGUUAUAGGCAACCCACAAUUUUGCACAUUGUUUCUUUGUAUUUUCUGCAUUGGAUCAUGUGUAAAAUUAUCUAAUGUAGAGUGUUCAAGAUGAGUUUCAUCCCAAAAUCCUGGUAGAUAAUAGUAAAGUUAUGUAAUUUUUGAUUCUUACGUUCGAUUACAUUAACUACAAAAUCCUAUACAAAUGAAAAAGGAAAUAGGGUUAAUUGUGUGUAUA